Messenger RNA from Centropristis striata (black sea bass), 2515 nucleotides. It is a transcript of the gene mboat7, whose product is annotated as membrane bound O-acyltransferase domain containing 7. Gene Ontology annotation, molecular function: lysophospholipid acyltransferase activity. The record is from RefSeq and is a predicted model, not a curated record. Gene Ontology annotation, biological process: phosphatidylinositol biosynthetic process; lipid modification. Gene Ontology annotation, cellular component: membrane; mitochondria-associated endoplasmic reticulum membrane contact site. The transcript has 9 exons. The coding region runs from base 268 to 1689 and encodes 473 amino acids. NCBI's taxonomy places the organism in Eukaryota, Metazoa, Chordata, Actinopteri, Perciformes, Serranidae.
GAUUUGGACUUCCAGUGCUAACGGCUGCUCAACGUUUACUCCCUGCAGACUGAUACCAGUAAAUACAAAUAACUACAGCGGGUUAGCCUCCAGCUAUUUCAUUGAGUUUGUGCCGUAUUUAUGUCUUAUCUGUCACCAUUUAUAAAGCAGUGACUUAACUUGUCAGGCUAUGUUGCCGUUUGCUAACGCUACCACAAACUCGCCUGAAGCUGCUUUUUUGAGGGUGAGGGUACAUCCACAAGUCUAUAUUUGAGUCGAGACAGAGCGAUGUCUCCCGAUGAGCUGGUGUACUUGGGAAUUCUUGCUGCCUCCAUCCCUGUUGGAUUUCUCUUCCGUUACCUCAGUCCUCCGGUGAAGCAGGGGGCGUCUCUUCUUCUGGGCCUCUCUAUCGCCAUCGCCACUUGUCAAAUCCACACCCUCCACUCUCUGGUGACGGUGAUCGGAACAUGGAUUAUUAUAAAGAGCAGCUGGCGGCAUGCCCCAGCUCUAAGUCUCAGCUGGACCUUUGUCUACCUCCUCUUCUUCCGCCUGGUCACUUGGUUCGGUCUGCCACAGCCGACACCCUUUACUAACGCCAUCCAGCUACUUCUCACUCUCAAGAUGGUGAGUCUGGCGAACGAGGUGAAAAGCUUCCACAUGGAGAAGAAAAAGGACGUGAGCUCAUUUGCUAAGUCUCCCGUCAUUGGUGGCCUGUCUCAGGAGCCCUCCCUCUACGAUAUUCUGUCCUAUAGUUACUGUUAUGCCGGUAUAAUGACCGGUCCGUUCUUUCGCUUCCAAACAUACAUUGACUGGCUGAAGCAGCCGAGCCCGCUGGCCCUGCCCAGCUGGGUCCCGUGCCUGCAGCGUCUGAAGCUGGUCCCUGUCUACGGCGCUCUGUUCCUGGCCGUCAACUCCGUCUUCCCACUGGCCUACGUUCGCACAGAAGAGUUCCUGGAUCGCAACUUCUUCUUUAGGUUUUUCUAUAUGAUAGUAGUGUUCUUCGUGUUUCGGAUGCGUUUCUAUGCAGCGUGGUGUGGAGCUGAGGCGGGCUGUAUCAGUGCAGGUCUGGGCUGCUAUCCAGAAAAGGCGCUGUCCAAACCUGGAGGAGGACCCACCAUCAACUACAGUCCUGAUCCCUCCACUGAAGAGAAAUAUGACUUCAAAACCAUCCAGAACAUCGACUGCUACAAUACUGACUUCUGUGUGAAGGUCCGUCAUGGCAUGCGUUACUGGAACAUGACAGUGCAGUGGUGGCUGCAUCACUACAUCUACCCCAAUUCCCCCUUCAAAGCCUACGCUCUCAGGGCCGGCUGGACCAUGUUCAUCAGCGCCUACUGGCACGGACUACACGCCGGCUACUACCUCUCCUUCCUCACCAUCCCCCUGUGCAUCGCAGCUGAGUCUGCCAUGGAGGGCUCCGUCCGAGCCAAACUGGGUCCUUUUGGACAAAACAUCUUCGACUGGGUUCACUGGUUCUUGAAGAUGAGAGCGUACGACUACAUGUGCAUGGGCUUCGUGCUGCUGAAGGCCUCUGACACCAUCAACUACUGGUCGUCCAUCUACUUCACCAUGCACAUCAUCGCCGUUUGCUGCAUAAUAGUCGGCAGGGCUCUGAAGGGAGGGAAAAGGGAAGGUAAGAGAGGGGACAAGGAGGAGAAAAAAGAGGGAGAGAAGAUAGAAAAUGUGAAAACUGGAGAAAAAACAGACUAAAUGGAAGCUACAGAAAAGAGCUUGGUGGAUACUUUUUUUGGACAUGAGGAGGAGUUACUUCAAGACUAGAACAGUUAUUGAUCGCACCAACACUCAUAUUUCUAGUAACAAACAUCACACAGGUCCAAUAAGAUUUCUUGUGGAAAAAUGUUAUUCAAGGGAUAGUUUGUAUGUUAUCCUAGUCAGUGUAUUAACUACAGUAGAUGGUGGUCAGCACACCACGAGUUUGGAGAAACAGGCAAAAGUACAGACACAGAAGCUAAGAAAUGUACUGCUUUUGACGCAGGCAGCGGGAUAGAAUUUUAGCCACCUAAAAAAAAUCAAUAUCAGUUUAAGUGUAUGAUAUAUUUAGAAUAUUUCCACUGCUUUACCUUGCUGUCAGACAGCCCUUUAGGACAAGGAAGUGAAGCCAUUCUGCUCUCUCGUUAAAUCCACCAGACUCCUUUAACAAAAACAGCCAUGUUCCCCUUGCCGAACAUGAGAGUUGCUGCCUUGUUGGUAUUAUUGUGUGACUUUGGCUAAUUCAGAUUCACCAAAGUCACGCAAUAACACAAACAAACACACUGAUCAAGGCAGUGGAAGACCAGCAACUACUGUGUUCUGUGAGGUCAAGUAACUGUUUUUGUGAAUGGAGUCUGUUGGCUUUGAAGAGAGCAAACUGGGGGUGUGGCGACCACCAUCUACUGUAACACACUGACUAUGGGUAAAUACCUCAUACAACCCCACAAAAAACAGAACCAUCUCUUUAUGUAGUAAAACACAUGAAAGUGUGACAUGAAAAAUCUGGUUGAAGACAUUCCAUGUAUGUACAUAAAAGAACUGUGAA